AUGCAGGCACUGUACCAGUUGUCAGCGAGUGCCGCACCACAGGCUUUUCAAAGCCCUGGACAGCCGGCUAGCGUUGCUGCUAUGAAGCAGUUCAUGCAGUCUGGCGUCUCACCGGUCCUCUUGCAGCAGAUCCAGGUCGCCCAGCAACAACAGCAGCAGUUUGUGGCCGCUUCUGCAGCAGCGGCUGCAGCAGCAGCAGCAGCAGCGCAUCAGCCCAGUGCUCUGCUGACAGCUCCUGUAGUGGGUGCGGGCUGCGAAAGCGAGAAGCAACAGCAGCAGGAAGAGAAGCUGGCGCGCGAGCAGUACGACCUGCAGGUGCAAAUGCAGCAAAUGGCUGCCGUUGCCGGGAUCGGCCCACAGCUUCCGCCACAGCCGCCUGUUACGGUCUGUUGA
Messenger RNA from Gongylonema pulchrum, 393 nucleotides. The record is from the annotation of a GenBank genome assembly. Lineage: Eukaryota; Metazoa; Nematoda; Chromadorea; Rhabditida; Gongylonematidae.